AUGGAAGAACAUGUUGAAAAGAAAAUCAAAGAACAUCUCGCUUUGACACAAGUUAUAACUCUUACAAGUAAAUUCAUUUGGAAAAUAAACAAUUUUACCGAUGACUUAGAAAAGGCUAAACAACCUGGACAGGAACAGAAACGUAUGUACAGUGAUCCAUUUUACACUGACAAGUAUGGAUACAAAAUGAGGGUUCAGUUGUACCCCAAUGGAAACACGGAUGAAGCCACUGGACAUGUAUCAAUAUUUAUUCAGCUGCUGAGAGGUGAAUACGAUGCAGUAUUACCCUGGCCUUUUGCAAGGAAGAUAACCGUCACUCUGUUGGAUCAGAAAAAAGACUUACAAGAAAGAAAGAAUGACGAAAACACUAUACCCUACAAGGACAUGUUAAACAACCCAGGGUCCUUCAAUAGACCAACUACAGAUUCAAAUACUGGACUUGGCUUCCCAAACUUUAUAUCACACGAGAAAUUGAUGACCGAAAACUACAUCGUUGAUGAUACAAUCUUCGUACAAGUAGAAGUCAGAGAAGAAUACACUGGAACUGAAUAA
Actinia tenebrosa (Australian red waratah sea anemone) is the source of this 552-nucleotide messenger RNA. RefSeq names its product TNF receptor-associated factor 6. The record is from RefSeq and is a predicted model, not a curated record. Gene Ontology annotation, biological process: regulation of canonical NF-kappaB signal transduction; regulation of apoptotic process; signal transduction. NCBI's taxonomy places the organism in Eukaryota, Metazoa, Cnidaria, Anthozoa, Actiniaria, Actiniidae. Gene Ontology annotation, cellular component: plasma membrane signaling receptor complex. Gene Ontology annotation, molecular function: tumor necrosis factor receptor binding; zinc ion binding; ubiquitin protein ligase binding.